This is a messenger RNA of Notolabrus celidotus (New Zealand spotty), 1336 nucleotides long. RefSeq lists its product as uncharacterized. The transcript is spliced from 10 exons. Bases 1 to 954 code for a protein of 317 amino acids. Lineage: Eukaryota; Metazoa; Chordata; Actinopteri; Labriformes; Labridae. The record is from RefSeq and is a predicted model, not a curated record.
AUGGCGAGUGACAGGACGCUUCCAGAGCACCAGGAGCCACAAACGUUGAAAGUACCCGUCAGCCCUCCCCUUCACCCUCACAUAGACACCCUGUGGACGAGGCUUGCAGCUGCAGGUUUAGGAGACAAGCGUCUGACAUUUCAAGGUAGUCAGGAGAAUCCAGACAAAUUCAGAGACUUUCUAUUUGAAGCAUUCCCUCCACUUAGACAGGGAGGGGGAUUUGAACUUCUCAAAAUUUCGGGAACAAUCAGAAGUCGUCAACUGGUCCUCAUCCCCUGUCCCAAUGAAGGCUACCAUGUUCGCCAUCUAAAAGAUCCACAAACUCAGAUUGGACAUGCUACCAUUUUCAUUCGCCCACUUCAAAGGACCCUGAACCUGGAGCCUAUAGGUCAACCAGGAAGCAGUAAUGAGCUGGCUGGACCACCCCAGAAAUGUGUCCCAUGUGAAGAAGAGUUUCCUUUUUCGAGCAUAAAGGCCCACAUUGAUGAAUGCAUGAGGCAAUCACAGAGCAGUGUUGAGGAGCAAAUGGAGGUAGCCGGUGAAAAUCUAUGCACUCCCCAAAGAGAGAGUAGAUUUGUGAGCAUGUUAACAAGGUCACAGGAGAGUCUGACUGCCAGGGCCAGCAACACAGAAAUCUCAAAGCCACAUCAGGGAGAAAUGCAUACUCAUGAGAUCACUGAUCUAGAGCCGGCUGAGGACAGAGGAUUUCCUGAUUGGAAAAUCAAAGAAGAUCCUGCAGAGGCAGCAAUGAAGUUCAAAGAAGAUAUUUUAAAUCAGCAUGCAACUGGGAAACCACUGAGUCUUGUCAUGGAUCUUGGAGACAGUGCAGAGGACAGGGAGAGGACAAUCCUUUCUUUUUACAAAUUGGCUCGUGUUGAGUGGGCUUCCCCUUUGACAUGCACAUUAAAGCCCCUGCAGGAACUCUCCUGUUUGAGGGUGAAAAAGAUCAUUUGAUUCCCUCUACGUCUACCUUCCUUCUGGAGAGUGACUUCUUCAUUGUUGCUGGACGAAUGAUUGGUCAUUCAUUUCUACAUGAUGGGCCAUGCCUUGGUGGACUGAGCCCAGCAAUUCUACAUGUGCUCUUUGGUGGAUCCCCAGAAGAAGCCACCAUAGAUAUCAAAGACUGUGCUGACUUUGAUAUCCGUGAAACAUUCAAGACACUGGAUGGUACAGAAGAAUUAACACCUGAUGAAAAGGACAGCAUCAAUGAGCUGGCAUUGUCCUGGGAUCUGCCUACGGUCACCUCUGAGAACAGGAGAUGGCUGCUUGAUAAACUGUUGCUCCAUGCUGUUCUUCAAAGGACUUCCAGACAAGUCAAACAGUUACGGCGAGGUUU